CUCGGUAUCGAAAGUAUCGUUCGAACCCUAAUAGCAACACUCGGAAUACCUUAACCUGCAUGGACGUCGUGUCUUUUCGGCUGUAAUAUGCAGAGUUCUAAAUAGAUCGAUACUAUUUUCCAGUUUUCAAGUCAUGCUAAUAUUUAAGUUCCUUAUAAUUCGUGGCUAAUUAUACGCAACUUAUGCAGUUUAAUUUGACGUAUGUUAUAUUUAAAGUUUAGUGCACCGAGUAAAAUUUUAUCAAUAGCCAACUUGCGCCGUGAACGCUAAAGGAUCAUUUCAAAGUUUUCUUUGAUAAUAUGUUGAAAAAAUGAAGUGCCACUACGAAGUAUUAAAUAUUAACAAAGAAGCAAGUGCUUCAGAUAUUAAAAAGGCGUACAGGCGCCUCGCUCUUCAAUGGCAUCCAGAUAAAAAUUUGGAUAAUCUUCAAGAAGCGAAAGAACAGUUUCAACUAGUACAGAACGCAUAUGAAGUCCUCUCGGACCCUCAAGAAAGAGCCUGGUAUGACAAUCACAGAGAGCAACUGCUUAGAGGUGCUGGCAGUUCAUACAACGAUGACAGCCUUGAUGUUUACCCUUAUUUCAGUCCGUCAUGCUACAAAGGUUUUGGUGAUGAUCCUCCAGGGUUCUAUGGAGUCUACUCUGAAGUUUUCUCAAAACUAGCAGCUGAAGAGACUGACUUCCUUGAUGACCCUGAAGAAGUUGCUAAAAUACCUAAAUUUGGUAACUCUUCUACACCCUAUGAAGAUGUGCAUGAAUUCUAUGCAUAUUGGAUGUCUUUUUCCACAAAUAAAAGCUAUGUAUGGCUAGAUCAAUAUGAGCUUCAACAAGGUGAUAACCGUAGAGUUAUAAAAUUAAUGGAAAAAGAAAACAACAAGAUAAGACAGAAAGCUAGAAAGGAAAGAAAUGAGGAGAUCAGGAGACUAGUAAGCUUUGUGCGUAGGAAGGAUAAAAGAGUUAUUGAACAUACAAAACUUCUACAAGAGAAAGCUGAAGAAAAUAAACGCAAGGCAGAACAAGUAAGGAGAGAGAGAAUAAUACAGAGGCAAAAGGAGAUAGAAGAGGCAAAGAAAAAGGAGGGUGAAAGCUCAUUUAUUCAUAGUGAAGAGUAUCAAAAAAAGCUUAGUGAAAUUGAGUCACUUCUAGCAGAAGAGUUUGGCUUGUCUUCUGAAGAUGAUACUAUUAGUGAGGGUGGAAUGGAAAGUAGUAAUGAGGAAAGUUCUAAGACUGAAGAGGCAAGUGAAGCAUCAAAAGCAACAGCAAAAUCAACUACGAAAUCUAAAUCAAUGAGGAAUCUCUAUUGUUCUGCAUGCAGUAAGUUGUUCAAGAACAUCAAAUCAUUUGAAAAUCAUGAAAAUAGCAAAAAACACAAAGAAAAUGUUGCCAAUAUGUCUUUGGAAGAAGACAUCGAUAUUUCAGACAAUAAAGAAGAAAAUGAUGAAGUUGCCCAUGCUCCAAUUAAAGAUGAUGAAGAAGAUGAAGAUAUAGUUAAUGGAGAAACUGAAGAUGUCAAAAGUAAGAUAGAAAACUCGACAUCAGAAAAUGAUUUUAGGGAAACACUGAGUGAUGACUCAGAUCAAGUGCAGGCAUUGCCCAAAAGUCAUAAGAAGAAAAAGAAUAAGAAAAAGUCAUUUAUUCCAAUGCCAGAAAGUGAAGGUAAUGACAGUCAUGAUGAAAUGAGCUUCAAUGAAAUAGAGGGACCAUCUAGAAGCAGGAAAGCUAAAAAAUUCAAUAUGUUAAAAAGUCAGAUUCAAGCUAAAAAAGAAGCUAAUCUCAAAAAAGGAUCUCAAUCACAGACUUCUACAGAAAACUUGUAUGAAGUAUCUAGCACAACUCCUACAGAUGAUCCAUUGGGAGAAGCAGCUUUACCAAAAGACAGGCCUAUGUUACCCAAAAUGCAGCGGAAUGUAAAGUCAAAAAAGCCUGUGGAAAGGAAACCUCUUAGACCUAAAGCUAGUGAAACUGAAGAUUCUAGCACUGCACUUCUUAGAUGUGCUGUGUGCCAAACAGAUUUUCCAUCAAAAAAUAAAUUGUUUGAACAUUUAAAAAAUACAGGGCAUUCUGUGCCUCUCCCUCAAACAAGCUUUUCACAGACAAAAAAAGGCAAACGGGCUAAUAGGUAAACAUAUGCAAUGAAUUUUUAGAUAGGUAGUAUCAAAACUAUAAUUAUUUACAAUAAUUCAUUAAGAAUCAUUUUAAUUUUCUUUAAAACUCUACAAGUUGUAAAGUGACUCAGUCUAUUUAUUAAAAUUAUGAUUAUUAUCAUUAAAAUAUGCCUACAAUAUACCUUUUUUAUUUAAUUAAAACAAACCAGCUUAGAACAUUAAUAUUUUAUUAUUAGUAUCCAGUCCAUUAAGUCACUGAAAUUUUAAAUGACAUUCUAAUACCAAAUGAUUUCACUAAAUAAUCAAAAUUUAGUUAAAGAAGAAUCUGGACAUAAGUUUUUUGA
Diatraea saccharalis (sugarcane borer) is the source of this 2448-nucleotide messenger RNA. The record is from the annotation of a GenBank genome assembly. NCBI's taxonomy places the organism in Eukaryota, Metazoa, Arthropoda, Insecta, Lepidoptera, Crambidae.